UCUCUCUUUCUCUGCCUCAAAAUUUUUUUGCACAUCUCUCUAAUAUAAAAGAGAAGGCCUUUGUCCUCUCGAAGACGAAGGAAGGUCCAAAGGAAACUCAGAGAAGCACUUGCAACUGUCUCCCUCUCUUUGGUUCUCUCUCUGCAAUGGGUGAAGAGACAAAGGAAGAAGAGCAGAAACAAGAGGAGAAGAAGGAAGAAGGAGGCGGCGAAGGGAAGGAGGGAGGGGAAGCCGAAGCAGAUCAGAAGAAAGAAGGAGGAGGAGGAGGAGAAGAGGAGAAGAAAGAAGGAGGAGAAGGGGAGAAGAAGGAGGAAGAGAACCCAGAGAUCGUGUUGAAGGUGGACAUGCACUGUGAAGGCUGUGCCAGGAAGGUGCAACGUUCCCUCAGAGGCUUCCCAGGUGUGGAAGAGGUGUACGCAGAUAGCAAGUCUCACAGGGUAACAGUGAAAGGGAAGGAUGCCGACCCAGUGAAGGUGUGUGAGCGGAUCCAGAAGAAGAGCGGGAAGAAAGUAGAAAUCAUCUCCCCCUUGCCCAAGCCACCAGAAGAGGAGAAGAAGGAAGAGGAACAACCCAAGCAGGAAGAAGAGAAGAAAGAAGAGCCCGUCGUUGUUACGGUCGUCCUGACCGUUCGGAUGCAUUGCGAGUCAUGUGCUCAAGUGGUCCAGAGACGUAUACACAAGAUGAAAGGUGUGGAAUCAGUGGAGACGGACUUGAAGAACGACAAGGUCAUCGUGAAAGGAGUGGUGGAUCCAGAAAAGCUGGUGGAAUAUAUUUACAGACAAACACGGAAGCAGGCGACCAUUGUGCCGCCACCGCCGCCGCCGCCGGAAGAAGAAAAGAAGGAAGAGGAAGCAAAGAAGGAAGAAAAGGAAGAGGGUGAGAAGAAGGAAGGGGAAGAAGGGAAAGGAGAAGAGGAAUUAAAGAGCGAGGCGAAGAAGAGUGAGUACUGGCCCUACUGGCCGCCGCCCCGGCACUACUAUGCGGAGCAAGCUUAUGCGCCCCAGAUAUUCAGUGACGAAAACCCAAACGCUUGCUCUGUUAUGUGAUUUUCACAUUAGAGUUCUGAGAUCUUUUUGUUCUUUCUUUAGUGUUUUUUUGGUAAAAGGUCAGUUAUAUCUACAUAAUGAUAAGCAACUUACCUUAUGUAAUAAAAACCAAUUACUUAAAA
Messenger RNA from Nymphaea colorata (pocket water lily), 1168 nucleotides. Its product is annotated as heavy metal-associated isoprenylated plant protein 7-like. The record is from RefSeq and is a predicted model, not a curated record. The coding region runs from base 147 to 1046 and encodes 299 amino acids. The transcript is spliced from 5 exons. Gene Ontology annotation, molecular function: metal ion binding. NCBI's taxonomy places the organism in Eukaryota, Viridiplantae, Streptophyta, Magnoliopsida, Nymphaeales, Nymphaeaceae.